CUCGUCCUCUCGUCUCCACGUCACGACCGACUGCGAUGGUUGCGACGGAGCCCCAGCCAAGUCUGCGCCAGCGACGAAAGGAGCAGCGUACACCCUCGGACGAGACGAUCACGAGCAAUGUCGAGGAGGAUCUGCCGAAGCGCGAUGAGGUCGUGUGGGGAAAGACGCCUGGCGGAGAAGUGUUCAGGGUGCCCACCACUCAUGAUGUCCUGACGCUAUUCCACCCCGGAUACCCUAAAUCUCACAUCGAUCUGUUCAAUCUCGCUCUGCUGGGUCUACAGAUCGUCUUGUACUUGACCCUCUCUCGGACGGCCUCUCAGGUGUUCUUCCUGUUCUACUUCGCUUUCUGGAGGGCGGCGUACGAUGUGGGACUUGGCUGGGUCCUCACGAAGCAGAGCAAGCGGAAAUGGAUUGUCAGAGAAGUCCAGCGGCUCGGGUGGCUUGACGAGAAGCGCAGGCCCGAAGUCAGGCAGUGGAUUAAGAAGCAGCUGGCAGGCAAGAUGGGCAAGGACUAUUCAUUCGAUGAACUUCCUCUGGAGUACAACACGUGGCUGCUAUACCGACAGCUCGUGGAUAUCAUCCUGCUUAACGACUUCCUCGCGUACUGCAUGUUCGCCUUCUCGUGCUUCCGAAUCCCCGAGGGGCUCUCGAUGACUGUGCACGUAAUGAGGUGGAUCGGCGGGAUCGCAUUGAUCGCAUUUAACCUUUGGGUGAAGACCGAGGCGCACAACGUCGUCAAGGAUUACGGCUGGUACUGGGGCGACGUCUUUUUCCAGCGCGGCGCGCUCGUCUUCGAUGGCGUCUUCGAGCUCGCUCCACACCCGAUGUACUCAGUCGGCUAUGCCGGUUAUUACGGCCUCUCGCUUAUCGUUGGAAGCUAUGCCGUCCUCUUCGUUAGUCUCGCAGGGCACGCCGCCCAGUUCGGAUUCCUCGUCUUCUUCGAAAACCCUCAUAUCGAACGCACAUAUGGUCAGCGCAAGCCUCUUGCGCAGCGGUCCCCUUUACUGCCGAAAGCCUCUCGCAAGCUGGAAGACGCCCCGGAAACUCGUGCGCGGCAGUCAUCGGUCUCCUCUGUCGCAUCCACAGAGUCUCCUACGCCCGCCGUUACCGAAGGAGAUACCGCCACGGAGUCCGAGGAGGUGUACACCGAGACCGAGACCGAGCAGGAACUCGACCGCGCGUCCAGUAUUAAGUCGAAACGCAACAGCCUCGGUCUCUCCGUUUCCUCCAGGGAGGACAUUCCCCGGAAGCACGUGAAGCGCGUACAAGCGAUGUCGACGCACGAUCUCUUCCACCGCUACUUCCGGCAGGACACCGUCUUCUUGAACAACAUCGACCUCUUCCGCUCGUCGGACUUCCAGCUUGUGCUCGUGAUGGCGUACGCAGCCACGCUCGUCUUCGUGCCCUCCCUCUCCUCUUCGGGCGGCGCGCUGGCACUGCACGGCGUUCACGCGCUCGUCUGGUGCCUCUUCCAUUCGUUCGGGCUCGGGCUCGUCCUCCGCGCUCAGUCACAGAGCAAGUUCCUCGUCCGGCACUACCUCAAGCACUAUCAUUACCCGCAGGGUGAUCGCGGCGAAGGCGCGGUGCAGGAGGCGUUCCGGAACUGGAAGGCGAUUUACAACCUGAGCAUGACGAUGACGUAUGUGUCGUUCGUCGGAUUGGCGUGGAAGACGUACACGGUUCCUCAACAGUGGACUGCCGGGAAUGAGCUCCUGCGCCACACGCUCGGUGUCAUCAUGAUCGGGCUGCACAUCUGGUCUACGCUGGAGUCCUACGAGGUGCUCGGGUUGUUUGGCUGGUUCUUUGGAGACUUCUUCAUCGAGGACUUCCCCUCGCACCUCGAGUACACUGGAAUCUACCGCUACUUGAACAACCCGGAGGUUAUCAGUGGAGCCGCAUUCUUCGGCCUCGCGCUGAUUAGCGGAAGCAAGCUCGUGUUCGCGCUCGCCGUCGUCCGCCUCCUCUCGCAGUGGUGGUUCCUUAGCAAGGUCGAGAACCCGCACAUGCGGAAGCUCUACGGCGAUUCGAUCCGGAGCGACGCAGGCUUCGUGAAGGUGAUCAAGAAGGUCGCACAGAAGAACGCGCGCCUGCUCGAAUCCCGCGCAGGCCGGCACGCGCCGGAGAUCAAGCGCGUUGCACGCGAGGUCAAGGGCACGUUCGACAAGGUAUAUGAAGAAACGGCCGAGGUCGUUGAGGAGUUCCUCGCAAAGUCACGGCCGAAGAUUUCGGGCGUGAUGCAGGACACGAAGGUGAUGCUGCAACAGUCGCGCGAGCGGCUCGUCAUCUCGCGCGUCGCCAGUGACCUCUCUGCAUACGACACGAAGAAGUACAACGUCUCGCUCGUCCCCAGUGCGGACGGCACGGACCGCUUCCACCUCGGCGAGCCCAUCCGCGUGAAGUGGCGCGCACCCCUUCGCCACUCGCGCAAAGACUGGAUCGGCAUCUACCGCGUCGGCGCGAACCAGUCGAACCUCGUCACGAAGACGUCUUCGCUAGGGAUGUGGGUGCCCGUGCACGAUGACGAAUGGGACGGCGACAUCCCGUUGAGUCUGCACGCGCCGAAGACGGCAGAGCCCGGGUCGCCCACCGUCGAGGAGGGCGAGGUCGUGUUCCGCAGCGGUACGAUCCCCUGGCGCACGGGUCGCUACGAGGUGCGCUACCACCAUGACGGCAAGUACAACGUCAUGGGCCUCGAUGGGCCGUUUGAGGUCGUCGUGGACCGGCCAAGCAAGCUCAAUUUCGCGAGCGUGCGCGAGACGCUCAUGCACAUCGUCCCGCUCUGUCUCGACAUGGACCCCUCGCUCAUCCCCCAAUCUUGCAAACCCCAAGACGCGCACACGAACAACGGCCCAGCGGAGGACGAGGAGCGCGCGGCCGAGGCCGAGACGGAUGGGCGCGACCCGGACGACUUCCGCUUCUGGUCAGAGCGGCAGGCCAAGCGGAUCUCGCUUGCGGUCGAGCAGGCGUUUGACGUCGAGCUCACGCCCGAGCUGAUCGUCGCGGACGCGAACCUCUCCGCGCUCGCACAUCGCAUCCUCGUCUCGAAGGAGCUCCUCUCCGACUGAGACCUACGACUAACGAUACGCACGAACACACGACUCACGGCUUUCACAAUCCUCUCGCGGGGUAGAGCGUAGAGCGGGGCGCUGCACGCGGCGUCCUGCAUUUUAGAUAUUAUAGGCAAUACGGAGGGGAUAUACCCAGCCCCGGGCGGGCGCGUGUAGUGUAUCGUCGCCGACUCCCACCUAUUGGAAAGUAGCGUAGAUAUGGCUCGCACGUAAUGGAGAUAGUACAUUCGUACAGAUGCC
This is a messenger RNA of Trametes versicolor FP-101664 SS1, 3308 nucleotides long. RefSeq names its product phosphatidylethanolamine N-methyltransferase. NCBI's taxonomy places the organism in Eukaryota, Fungi, Basidiomycota, Agaricomycetes, Polyporales, Polyporaceae. Gene Ontology annotation, molecular function: phosphatidylethanolamine N-methyltransferase activity. The record is from RefSeq and is a predicted model, not a curated record. The coding region runs from base 36 to 3065 and encodes 1009 amino acids. The transcript has 15 exons. Gene Ontology annotation, biological process: phosphatidylcholine biosynthetic process.